GCGCGUGAGCUGCACCAGAGAAGUACAAACUCGUGCAAGGAAGGAAUCGACGAAGUGAGAUCGGAGUCUCCGAUUCGGAGAGAGUGCUGAAGUCGUGAAAUUCUAACACAGAGAGAGAGAGAGAGAGCAAUGGAGGAAGAGCUGAAAGAGGUCUUGAACGAGCUCAAUUCUCUGAAGCAAUCGCUCACUGAUCCUUCUUAUCGAGCUCCAAUUGACAAGAUACAAUUGCAUGUAGAACGUCUAGCAAAUCUUGGAAACUCUGGACUUGUUCGGCGUUCUAAAGUGAAGGAUAUGAGCGCUGAGGUUGUAGAUAGCAAUCCUUACAGUAGGCUUAUGGCUCUUCAGAGGAUGGGCAUUGUGGAGAACUAUGAAAGAAUACGGGAGUUCUCGGUUGCCAUUGUUGGAGUAGGUGGUGUGGGAAGUGUGGCAGCUGAAAUGCUAACAAGAUGUGGUAUAGGUCGACUUUUGCUGUAUGAUUAUGACAAAGUGGAGCUGGCUAACAUGAACAGGCUAUUUUUUCGUCCAGAGCAGGUUAAUAUGACAAAGACAGAUGCUGCUGUACAGACUCUUUCUGACAUAAAUCCUGAUGUUGUGCUCGAGAGCUAUACGCUGAACAUCACGACAGUGCAAGGUUUUGAUACAUUUAUGUCAAGUUUGAAAGAUAAAUCAUUUCGCCCUAAUAAAGAAGGUAACGGAGUGGAUCUUGUACUUAGCUGUGUGGAUAACUAUGAAGCGAGGAUGGCUGUUAACCAGGCUUGCAACGAACUGAACCAGACAUGGAUGGAGUCUGGUGUAUCUGAAGAUGCUGUGUCGGGUCAUAUUCAGUUGUUGAUUCCAGGCGAAACAGCCUGUUUUGCAUGUGCACCUCCUUUGGUUGUGGCAUCUGGAGUAGAUGAGCGUACACUUAAGCGUGAAGGGGUUUGUGCUGCAUCUUUACCUACCACAAUGGGAGUUAUUGCUGGGCUUCUAGUCCAAAACACACUUAAAUUUUUGCUGAACUUUGGACAGGUCUCCCCGUACUUGGGAUACAAUUCUCUUAAAGACUUCUUCCCAACCAUGGAAAUGAAACCCAAUCCUCAAUGUUCAAAUGGAGCUUGUAUGCAACGGCAGAAAGAGUACUUAAUUCUAAAGCCAGCUAGGGAUGCUGCAGCUAAAGCAAAAAUGGAAGCUGAAGCAUCAUUGGUUGUUGAAGCUCCACUUCAUCUUGAUAAUGAAUGGAGUAUAAGCGUUGUCGAUGAAAGUAAGGUGGAUAAGGUGGACAUCAAAACUUCAGAUGCUCUUCCGGAUGGUCUUACUAGGGAGCUUCCAAGUGCAGAUGAGUAUAAAACACAGCCUAAUGAUGCCCCAGCUUCUACUAUUGAUGACUUAGAAGAUCUUCGAAAGCAGCUCGAAGCUCUUAACAGUUAAUUCUGCUUACAAACCCAGGCACUCUUGUCAGCCCCAACUUUCAGUACAAGAUAGAUAGGGGUACAGUUUAAGCCAACCUUAGUUUUUUUUCUUUUAAUUUAUUUUACUUUCAUUCUACAGAAGAACUCGUACAAAACAAUUGUGAAAAAGUAGUAAGUAAGAAGUCAAAUGUUAAACUCUUGAAUGAAAAUUUUCAUUAAAAAUGCAGUCUUGAAAUCCACGUCAGCAAAGCA
Molecule: messenger RNA, 1640 nt
Organism: Humulus lupulus (European hop)
Lineage: Eukaryota; Viridiplantae; Streptophyta; Magnoliopsida; Rosales; Cannabaceae
Product: ubiquitin-like modifier-activating enzyme 5
Exons: 14
Coding region: 130-1407 (425 amino acids)
Biological process (GO): protein ufmylation
Cellular component (GO): cytoplasm; cytosol
Molecular function (GO): UFM1 activating enzyme activity
Source: RefSeq, a predicted model, not a curated record